AUGUUGCUUUCGACUUUCAUUCUUUCUUUCCUUUAUAGCGGUGCAUCCGCAGCAGCGACAGGUAUCGUUCUUGAGAAGCACGUCAGUGCACUGUCACUGUCUGCUUCUUUCAAUCCUAUCAAGGAAUCCUACUGGACUGGAUAUCCACACCAUCGCCGAACGCCUUUUGCACUUUCGCCGGACGGAAAGUCGGCGUACCUCGCAUACCUCGAUGCGAGUGAGACGGACGUCCAUGUCCAGCAAGUUGAUCCCGCUUCAUUCGCCGCUGUUGGAACGCCGACAACUAUCACUGGAGCGAAAGAAGCGGGAGGACUCGUGGCACAUAACGAUGGCUUCGCUCUUUUGACAAAUGAGGCUUUACCUUCUGGGACCUCGAAUGCACCUGCUGGAAGCACGCCAGUCGCUGUGCUCUAUCGCUACACCUCCGGGAAGCAAACCUUCAAGACGUUCCUCGGUGGUCCAGGCGUGAAUGAGGAUUUUGGACUUGAAGCAUCCCCGGAUCUCAAUGGGGAUCUCGCUUUCUCAGAAGCAGCUGGCAUGUAUGGCGCCUACUUUGUCGUCACCGCAUACACUGGCUCCGCAUCAGGCCACUUUGGCGACAGCAUCCAGUAUGUGACCGAAAAUGGAACGCUUGAGACAAUUUCGGGUGCCAGUUCCAGCUGGGGAUGCUCCCACAACACUGGUAUUGCGUUUGAAGCUGCAGAUUCGGUCCCAUUUGCGAGCAUGUGUGCUGAAGACCAAGGCGCCAUCUGGCUGAACACCAAGACGCAAUCUAUGAAUGGCGUGAAAGUUUCGAACGAAAACACCACGAACGGCGGAAGCGGUGAGCCAUUCGGCGGCAUGAGUGGUUCCUUCAGCGGACUCUCCCGGUUCGUUGGUAAAGACUCAUACAUCUCCGCUUGGGUUAGUCGCGGCGCGAAAGACCUCACGACAAACGACUGGCUGGGUGCAGGCUUUACCCACGCCCUCAACCGAACGAACAACCGCAACGUUGCAAUUGCCCAAUUUUCAGACAAAAACACCCUGGUGGGAGAACAGGCCUCAUCGCAAGUCGGAGCCACGAGCGGCGAUUCUCAGAUCAAUUGGAUCACGGCGGGGACGGCUGACUGCUCCAAUGCGCACGUCGCUGCGUUCGAUGGGGAGAAUGCCCUUGUUACUUGGGAAGAAAUCGCCCAGCCGCAGUGCGAUUUCAUUGCUAUGGGAUGCAAAGGCGCGUUUACGGGGUCAAACUUCCAACUCGUGAAUGCUGGAAAGAAGGUCGGAGAUGCGGUGAAAGCGACGGAUGUGUUUGUAGCAGGUGAUAUGGCCACUAUGAGCGACGGGAGGAUCUGCUGGCCAUAUGUGGAUAUGGAUUGGAAACUUGAUGGACCGAUUGCGAACCCAGCGAGCGUCAAGGAGAUGAGCUUUGCUUGUAUGAGUCUGGCGGGAGCG
Molecule: messenger RNA, 1431 nt
Organism: Lindgomyces ingoldianus
Lineage: Eukaryota; Fungi; Ascomycota; Dothideomycetes; Pleosporales; Lindgomycetaceae
Exons: 1
Source: RefSeq, a predicted model, not a curated record